AUGAGUAGCGAAAGUCAGAUUACCAGUAUCGUAAACGAUAUCUUGAAGGUAGAGGCGAUAGAGGAAGCGUUCAGCUGUGUUCUUGUCCAUCAUCCUAAGAAAGAAACCGAGAAAGUAGCGGCAUGGCAGCACGAGUUGAAGACAGCUGUGUCCGGGUUGACGAAGGAGCAGCAGGAAGCGGCAGUUCGUCAGUUUCUGUCGAUGGCGGCGGCUAUGACAAAUCAUAGACGUUUACAAUUACUGCUGUCACUGCUGGAGAAUCUAGUGCAUUCAAAUUACUUGCCUGCUAGGCUAGUAUGUGAGUGUAUUCUUACUUGUGACAAAUUGCAGUAUCAAUUGGAAGAUUUUUGGGUUGAGUGUUUUGUUCUCAUUAGACACAUCAUUGGUGGAGUUGAUUACAAAGGAGUCAGAGAGAUCAUGAAAGGAUGCAAAGAAAAGGCUCAAACUAUACCAGCCAGAUUAGAUGCAUCAGUACAACCACAGCUGAAGGCUUUGGAAAACGUUAUUGAAUAUAUUUUUGACAGAAAUGCAUGCUUACUGCCAGGCUAUUUUAUCGUCAACGAGAUACAGAAAGCUUAUCCUGAUAGUAAAAAUUGGCCUCAUUGGAAAUUAGCAAAGUUGCUCUCUAAUUUUGUUGAAAGUUUUCGAAAUACUGCGCAAAUGGUAUCUAUAGUGGGACAUUCAAAGAUGCUACCAGUGGUUGAACAUACUGGAUAUGCAGACUACUUGAUUAAUCCUUGGUUAUUGGAUCCUACUACCCUGAAGUUUUCUUUAAAAGGGAAUUUACCAUAUGAUCCAGAGUUACUUAAGCCUCAGACAGAAUUGCUCAGAUACGUUUUAGAGCAGCCAUAUAGUAGAGAUAUGGUUUGUUCAAUGCUUGGUUUACAGAAGCAGCAUAAGCAACGAUGCAUCGUCUUGGAAGAACAACUUGUGGAACUCGUAAUAACCGCGAUGGAGCGAGCAGAAAAUGAAACGCUACCAGCAGAAGGAAUGGACGGAACGGUGGCCAAUCACUGGGUGUGGUUGCACUUGUCUUCGCAACUUAUUUACUUCAUUCUCUUUCAGUUUGCAUGUUUUCCGAGUAUCGUGAUGGCGAUACAUGAUAAAUUAGCGGGCAGAGAUUUGAGAAAGGGUAGAGAUCACCUGAUGUGGGUUCUUCUGCAGUUUAUUUCUGGUAGCAUUCAACGGAAUCCCCUGUCAAAUUUCUUGCCAGUACUGAAACUGUACGAUCUUCUCUAUCCAGAAAAAGAACCUCUGCCUGUCCCGGAUCAUACCCAAGCUUUGUGUACUCAUCAGAUGGCGAUAACAUGUAUAUGGAUACAUUUAUUGAAAAAAGCUCAGACCGAGCCAGGCACCACCAUUCACAGACCUAUUCCACACACUCUGAAAGUUCACCACGAGUUUCUGCAGCGUUUGGUUAUGCCGAAUGCUUCUCUCUGCAUGGGUUCCGACUAUCGUAUUGCACUCUUGUGCAACGCGUACUCGACGAAUCAGGAGUAUUUCAGUAGACCAAUGGCAGCGCUGGUUGAUACUAUUCUGGGUACACAGAAGAAUCAGCAACAGCAGCCUCUGCAAACUCUACAGAACAAUGCGGCAUUAGCGAAUGGUCCGACGACUCCACUUUCAAUGUCUAUUUUGGAUUCUUUGACCGUGCACUCCAAAAUGAGCCUGAUCCACAGCAUUGUUACACAUGUCAUCAAGCUGGCGCAGUCCAAGAGCAAUAUGGCGCUAGCACCAGCACUUGUCGAAACUUACAGUAGACUGCUGGUGUACACGGAGAUUGAAAGCCUCGGCAUCAAAGGGUUCAUCAGCCAGUUGCUGCCGACGGUAUUCAAAUCGCACGCUUGGGGCACGUUGUAUACACUGUUGGAGAUGUUCAGUUACAGGAUGCACCACAUUCAGCCGCAUUACAGGGUACAACUGCUGUCGCAUCUGCACAGUCUUGCAGCAGUACCACAGACCAACCAGACACAGCUUCAUUUGUGUGUCGAGAGCACGGCUUUACGGCUCAUUACCGGCUUAGGUUCCGCGGAGGUACAGCCACAACUGUCCAGAUUUCUGUCAGAGCCGAAGACUCUCGUUUCUGCAGAAUCAGAGGAACUUAAUCGAGCGUUAGUCCUGACACUGGCACGAUCUAUGCACGUAACCGGCACUGGCGCCGACAGUCUCAGCGGUACCUGGUGCAAGGAACUGCUUAACACCAUCAUGCAAAAUACACCACACUCCUGGGCCAAUCACACUCUUCAGUGCUUUCCGCCGGUACUAAGCGAGUUCUUCCAGCAAAACAGUGUGGCGAAAGAGAAUAAGCAGCAAAUAAAGAAAGCGGUCGAGGAGGAGUACAGAAAUUGGGCGUCUAUGAACAACGAGAAUGACAUCAUUGCUCAUUUCUCCGUGCCCGGCACGCCACCGUUAUUCCUGUGCCUCUUGUGGAAAAUGAUACUUGAGACCGACCGUAUCAGUCCUAUCGCCUACAAAAUUCUUGAGCGAAUCGGUGCAAGAGCAUUGUCGGCUCAUCUCAGAAAGUUUUGUGAUUACCUAGUGUUCGAGUUUGCCAACAGCGUCGGUGGUCAGCAUGUCAACAAGUGCGUAGACACUAUCAACGAUAUGAUCUGGAAAUACAACAUAGUGACCAUCGACAGACUUGUACUUUGCCUAGCAUUAAGAACUCAAGAAGGCAAUGAAGCUCAAGUGUGCUUCUUCAUCAUACAAUUGUUGCUACUAAAAGCGGCAGAGUUUAGAAAUCGUGUGCAAGAAUUUGUUAAAGAGAACUCACCAGAGCAUUGGAAACAAUCGAAUUGGCAUGAGAAGCAUCUGGCCUUCCACAGAAAAUUCCCAGAAAAGUUUGCACCAGAGGGUAUUAUGGAGCAGACUAGCGGUGGGCCUAGUCAAUAUCAAAAUCUGCCCGUGUACUUUGGGAAUGUAUGUCUCCGAUUUUUACCAGUUUUCGACAUAGUGGUGCAUCGGUAUCUAGAAAUACCGCCUGUUAUCAAGAGUUUGGAAAUACUGCUGGAACAUUUGGGCUGCUUGUACAAAUUUCACGAUCGACCUGUCACGUACCUUUACAAUACAUUACAUUAUUACGAGAAGAAGUUGCGAGAUCGACCGUUAUUAAAGCGUCGAUUGGUGUCCGCUGUUUUGGGGUCGUUACGAGAAAUCAGAGGAUGGGCACUUUCCGAACCUUAUCAGGUGUAUAUGACACGCUAUACAGAUGAAGCAGUCACGUGGGUACCAGAUUUGGACUAUUACAUUCGACUUGUACAGAGGAUCGUAGAGACAAUGUCUGGCACGGCUCACUUUCCUGCCACUGACUGGAGAUUUAACGAAUUUCCAAAUCCAGCGGCGCAUGCAUUGUAUGUGACCUGCGUUGAACUAAUGGCUCUUCCAGUUGCUCCAGACGUAGUGGCUAACUUUUUACUGGAUGUCGUUGCUAAAGGAUACACUGCGGUGCCAUCAGAUGAGAUACAUUUGUGGAUAAAUUGCGUUGGCUUGUUAUUGGCGGCAUUACCAGAGUGUUAUUGGUCAGCAUUGCAUAAACGUUUACUGGAGACUAUUAGCAGCCCCGGUCUGAUCAAUUGGCAAUACAAUAACUUAACGCCAUUUCAAAUGUUUAACUUCAACAUUACGCAUAACAGUUUAUUGGAAAACAAGUACAGCUACAUGCUUGCACUGGCACAUUCCGUAUGGCAUCAUGCGGGUGUAGGACAGAUUACAACAAUGCCUCAGUUUAUCAAGGAGAAACUUCAGCCAGUUGUAACUAGCGAGGAACAACUAAUAUACGCUUGCCAUUUAAUUGGUCCGACUUUGGCGAGAUUUAACGCGGAGCGGCCACACUGUGUAGUAGAACUUGCGGUUUGCCUGUAUGAAAUGCUGGAACGCGUUGACCAUACUCAAACCACGUUAAAUUAUAUGGAUCCAAUUUGCGAUCUAUUAUAUCACAUCAAGUACAUGUUCGUUGGAGACAUGACGAAAAAUGAGGUAGAAUGUAUUAUACGAAGACUGAGGCCUGCGUUGCAAAUGAGGCUACGUUUUAUCACUCACAUAAACAUAGACGAGAUUCAUACAUCCUAAGGCAUGAUCGAUCCUGCCGACGCAUUUCUGAAAACGACAUUGCGCCAUGUAAUUCGAAAACGAUCGGAUGGAUCGACCUAAUCCUUCCGAGAUAUAACUUUUAAUUUGAAGUAUAAGUGGACGUAAGAAAUGUACUGUUUUUUAAACUUUUUAUCUCUUGUACUUUGAUACUUGGACCGCGUGCUUGAAUGAGGAAAUAAAGUUUAAUUGAAGAACUGAGAAA
Messenger RNA from Monomorium pharaonis (pharaoh ant), 4291 nucleotides. RefSeq names its product mediator of RNA polymerase II transcription subunit 23 (gene MED23). The record is from RefSeq and is a predicted model, not a curated record. Lineage: Eukaryota; Metazoa; Arthropoda; Insecta; Hymenoptera; Formicidae. Bases 1 to 4068 code for a protein of 1355 amino acids. Gene Ontology annotation, cellular component: mediator complex; transcription regulator complex. The transcript has 11 exons. Gene Ontology annotation, biological process: positive regulation of gene expression; regulation of transcription by RNA polymerase II.